Messenger RNA from Echinococcus granulosus, 2154 nucleotides. Its product is annotated as Procollagen-lysine,2-oxoglutarate 5-dioxygenase. Gene Ontology annotation, molecular function: procollagen-lysine 5-dioxygenase activity; iron ion binding; L-ascorbic acid binding. The transcript is spliced from 15 exons. Gene Ontology annotation, biological process: peptidyl-lysine hydroxylation. The coding region runs from base 1 to 2154 and encodes 717 amino acids. Gene Ontology annotation, cellular component: endoplasmic reticulum. The record is from RefSeq and is a predicted model, not a curated record. Lineage: Eukaryota; Metazoa; Platyhelminthes; Cestoda; Cyclophyllidea; Taeniidae.
AUGUACGAUGCAGCACUGAGGUUCUCGCCGUCGCUUUAUUCUCUUCUCCUUCUCCUUGCCAUCUUCGCCUUCUCCUGUGAACAAGCUGACGAACUCCAUGUGAUCGGACUACGUGGUGAGAUGGAUGAUGCCGUGCAGCGAUUUGAGCGAUCUCUACAGGUCUUCGGAUACGCCCACACCCUCCUCGACCUCUCCAUCUAUGGCCGCACCACGCGCGAGGUCUCCUUCGAGCGCAAGGUGCAGGCACUUCACCAACUCAUGGAUGACAUCCCCUCCGAGCAUGUCCUCAUCCUCGACAGUCACUCCUCCAUCCUACUCAACACCCCUGCCGACCUUAUUAGGCAGAGUGAGAGGAUUGGCGCAGAUUUCAUCUUCGUCGAAACGGAUGCCAACUCUGGCAAGAAGCUGCCUUCAGGCGAUGCUAUAUUCACAGGCAUGAUGGCGCGUACGAAAAGCCUGAAAGAGCUGCUGGAGGACCUCUCAGAUGACUCAACUGAGGACCUUGUUGACAAAUUCGUCAGUGCUCUCCACUCCGCACUUUCUCGGGAUUCUGCCAAGGUUGCAAUAGAUGAAGAAUCCGCUCUCCUUCAAGUUGUCAACAAAGACUCUGGUGUAUAUCUAAAAGUGCGCUAUGAGAGUGAUCGGGGGUACGUGCAGAACGUGCGAAAGGACACCGUUCCACCCAUCCUCAUCGCCUCUCCUGAAGGCAAGCAUAAGUUGAACUCUCUCUCCAACUACCUCGUUCGCGCCUGGUCGCCUGAGACAGGAUGUCAGAUCUGUGAUGAGGAGAAGCUCGAUCUCUCCCGUUUGAGUCACCUUGACUAUCCCGUCAUCCAGCUGAGUGUGCUAGUAACGGAACCCACGCCGUUCCUUGAGGUCUUCUUUGAGGGCUUGACGAAUCUCACCUAUCCCAAGAACCGAAUAGACCUGGUUACAUAUUGUGCCGUGGAGAAGCAGAAAUCGGUUGUGAACGACUUUAUUGCCAGGACCUCACACGAAUACCACUCGAGCAGAGAGAUCCGACUGCCUCUGAGUGCACGACCCACCGAAGCGUUCCAAGAGGCUCUGUCCUACUGCUGGGAGAACAACGAAUGCAAAUACCUCUUUUACAUGGAGCCGACCACCCAGUUGCGCAAGGCAGACACAUUGGAGCACCUAAUAUCAACGAAGAGGAACGCCAUUGCGCCAAUGAUAACGCGUCCGGGCAAAUUCUGGUCCUCAUUUUGGGGUGCCCUUACCGAUGAGGGCGCCUAUGCACGCUCUGACGACUACUUCGACAUAGUCGAACGCCGUCAAACUGGACUUUGGAACGUGCCGCUGGUUGGCAGCUCAGUGCUCUUCUCGCGCUGGGCCGUGGGACAACUGCGGGAGGUGCUGGAGGAUAGUGGAUUCCUUCUCUACGAUAUUGCAAAUGCCGCUCUCCAACGGAACAUGUUCCUCUUCGUGGACAAUCGGAAGGACUUCGGCCACCUGGUAAACCCUGAGACGUACACCUUGGACCACUUGCACAACGACCUCUGGCAGAUCUUCGACAACCCUAUGGAUUGGGAGGAGCGCUACAUCCACCCGGAAUACUUCCGUUUCGCCAACACCUCUACCACCAUGGCUGACUUCGAGCAGCCCUGUCCAGACGUCUUCUGGGUGCCGCUGAUGUCGGAGACCUUCUGUCAACAGCUAAUCGAAGAGACGGAGUACUAUGGCAAGUGGUCCGAUGGCUCUAACUACGAUCCUCGCCUCGAAGGUGGCUACGAGAACGUGCCCACCGUUGAUAUCCACAUGAGACAGAUCGACUGGGAGGAGCACUGGAUGCACGUUCUCCAGAAAUACGUCUACCCCAUUCAGCUGAAACUGUGGGAGGGCUACUACGAUAAGCCAACUGCGAGGAUGAAUUUCGUUGUGCGCUACAAACAGGGCGAGCAGCCGUCGUUGCGCCUUCACCACGAUGCCUCCACUUACACCCUCGACAUGGCUCUCAACCGUGCCCAUAUCGACUAUACGGGCGGGGGCGUGCGGUACCCGCGCUACAACUGCACCCUAGUUGACACCCGUGUCGGAUGGCCCCUUGUCUUCCCUGGUCGACUUACUCACCUACAUGAGGGUAUGGAGACUACCAGCGGAGUGCGAUACAUCUUCGUCACUUUUGUCAACCCCUAA